Penicillium bovifimosum is the source of this 1530-nucleotide messenger RNA. Its product is annotated as phosphotransferase family protein. The coding region runs from base 1 to 1530 and encodes 509 amino acids. The record is from RefSeq and is a predicted model, not a curated record. The transcript has 2 exons. Lineage: Eukaryota; Fungi; Ascomycota; Eurotiomycetes; Eurotiales; Aspergillaceae.
AUGGUGCACAAGGCGCGAGAGGCAAAUAUAUUUACCUACGCAAAAUUUGAUGUCGCUGUCCUUCUAUCACUCGCGUACUGCAUUCGCGGGAAGGAGUGCUCUUGUGACGAAACCCAGCGCCCUGAUAGCGGUAGCCUGAAUUGGGUCAUCUUCAUCUUAUUUGAGGAUGGGGUCGAAUGGGUUUUCAGGUCGCCACGGAGAUCAUUCGGGCUCAAGAAAGCCACUGCCAGUGAGGUGCUCAUGAGUGAGGUAGCAACGAUGAAGUACCUCAGAGGAAUGAGCAAAAUACCUGUGCCAGAAGUGUUCUCUUACUGUGCGACCGACCAGAAUGAUAUCAAUGUCCCCUAUAUCUUAAUGAGCAAAGCUUCCGGGGUACCCCUAAGCACAUAUCAAUGGGAAGACGACAUGGCCAGCCCGCCUGGCAUCGGCGUCAGACCACAAGCGAUCUUAUCAACCACCCAAAAAAGGAAAAUCCUCGGACAACUUGGGGGUAUACAUGCAGCACUGUCCAAUAUACGGUUCAGUGAAAUCGGCUCGCUUUUUAUGGACAACAAUAACUCUUACACUCCACGGAAGUGCUUAUUUCCUAGCCUAGUGUGGCAGCGUCGGGACAAAUUUGAUGAUACGGACAUCACACGUGGACCUUUCUCAGAAGCGAAAGCAUUCUACAUGGCCUCCAUAGAUGCGUUUCUUGCUCAUUCAGCGGAACUACCGAUGGAGCACCACCUCUUCCACGCACCGGUGCCUAUCGUCCAAGAGUACGAUGGCUUUGAAGAAUAUCGGCUGGCUACCGAUCGAUGGAACGAUUACGCCACUGUGGGAUCCAAAAUUGAGAGCAGGAAGAACCGACUUGAUUACACUUUAGUCGGUAUCUCACUUAGGGAUACUGUGGGUUUCUUUUCUGGGAAAGAUACACAGACUAGUUGUGACGGUUUUCCGCUAUACCACCCUGAUAUAAGCACGCAAAAUAUCUUUGUGGACGAAGAUCUGAAUAUAAUGUGUAUUAUCGACUGGGCUUUUGCGUCUUCUGUGCCUCCUGCAAUGCUUCUUGUCUGCCCCGCCCUCCCUCACCCUCGUGAUGGCAUACAUUGCUCUCUUUUAGGAGCCUUUGUUGACGGCUUUAUAGCUGGAGAGGGGUUUAGUGGUGAGACUGCGCUUGACUUCUCACUUAACGACAUUUUCUGGGCAUUUUUUCGUCUGAUUAACCUCGAUUCUCUGCAAGACUUCCACUAUUUCUCUCAACUCAUCCAUGCAAUUAUCGGACAGGAAGUGUACCCUUACCUUCGCCGUAUUAUGGGGAAAGCAGACUUCCUUGAAGCAGCAGAAUACGUGCUGGAAGAUGAUGGUGACCAAGAAAGGCUGAGACGGGAUGAAGAACAAUACUUUUCAUGCGUUGGUUCCCAGCGGCAUGCGCUCUCACGCCAUCUUACCAUGAUCCAACAACUGAAUAAUCAAUUCGUUGCGGAUAAGAGGUUAUGGAGAUGGAUUGCACUUUAUCUAAAUCAGCGAGACUUGUAUAUAUUUUCUUGA